Molecule: messenger RNA, 2838 nt
Organism: Quercus lobata
Lineage: Eukaryota; Viridiplantae; Streptophyta; Magnoliopsida; Fagales; Fagaceae
Product: Pentatricopeptide repeat (PPR) superfamily protein
Exons: 2
Coding region: 115-2322 (735 amino acids)
Molecular function (GO): protein binding
Source: RefSeq, a predicted model, not a curated record
AUAGCAUAAACCUCCCGAAAGAAAAAGAACCAUAUCUCUUCUCCACUUAAGCUUAAGCAUAGUAGUUGUUACUGACUACUACUAAGCUGAGUAGCAAGCUAUCCAAAAACCACCAUGGCUCUCACACACCACCACCACCACCACCUCUCUUCUUCUCCAUUUUCCCUCAUUCACACUCACUAUCCAAUUCCAAAUCCAACUCCUUACCUUUCACUUUCACUCUUCUCCAAGUCCAAAUCCAAAACCCCAAACCUCUUCUCUCUUUUCUCAACUCCACCCACCUCCACAAACUCCUCCGACUCCUCAACCCACAUUUUCCUCCCUUUUCUCCAACAAGAAGAACUCCUAGAACCCCAACAACAACAUGAUAAAGAAGAAGAAGAAGAAGUAGUGGAAGAAGAUGAAGAUGAAGAUGAAGAAGAAGAAGAAGAAGACUCAAUGAUAAGAUUCUUCAAGUCUCGCACUUCGUCUUCAACCCAAGACCCACAACGCGAAUCCAAACUCUCCUUCCAAAAGAAUCGCCGCCCCACGUGGCAUCUAGCUUCCGAUAUGGAAUCCGAAACAGAACCCGAAACCGAUGUCGAAAACGUAAUCUUUGAGGAGAAAAAACAAGUGGGUCAUGUCGAGAAGUCAAACUCGAGGCCGUUGCCGGAGGGAAUUGUGGGUGAGAUUGUGAGAACUGCGAGGGAGUUGCCUGGAAAUAUGACGCUAGGAGAGGCAUUGGGUGGUUUUGAGAAAAGGGUUAGUGAGAAACAGUGUGUGGAGGUGUUGGGUUUGAUGAGUGAGGAGGGUCUUGUAAUGAGUUGCUUGUAUUUCUUUGAAUGGAUGGGGUUGCAAGAACCUUUGCUUCUGACUCCUCGAGCUUGUUCAGUUUUGUUUCCAGUGUUGGGAAGAGCUAGAAUGGGUGAGAAGUUAAUGGUCUUGUUUAGAAACUUGCCGCCCAAGAAAGAAUUCAGGGAUGUUCAUGUUUAUAACGCUGCCAUUUCGGGGCUUCUGUGUUGUGGAAGGUACAAUGAUGCUUGGCAGGUGUAUGAGGCAAUGGAAACAAAUAAUGUGCUUCCAGAUCAUGUGACAUGUUCUAUUAUGAUUACAAUCAUGAGAAAAACUGGUCGCAGUGCAAAAGAUGCAUGGGAAUUCUUUGAGAGAAUGAAUAGGAAAGGAGUCAAAUGGAGUGUAGAGGUUUUGGGUACUCUAAUCAAAUCAUUCUGUGAUGAGGGGCUGAAGAAUGAAGCCCUUAUCAUCCAGACUGAAAUGCUGAAAAAGGGAAUCUCCUCAAAUACCUUAGUGUAUAACACUUUAAUGGAUGCUUUUGGUAAAUCCAACCAAAUUGAAGAAGCUGAAGGUCUUUUUUCUGAGAUGAAAAUGAAUGGGCUAAAACCCACAUCUGCUACUUAUAACACUCUAAUGGAUGCAUACAGCAGAAGAAUGCAGGCUGACAUUGUUGAGAAGCUGCUGCUAGAAAUGCAAGAUAUGGGCUUGAAGCCAAAUGUCAAAUCAUAUACAUGUCUCAUUAGUGCGUAUGGGAGGCAGAAGAAGAUGAGUGACAUGGCAGCAGAUGCAUUUUUGAGGAUGAAGAAAGUUGGCAUAAAACCUACUUCACAUUCUUAUACAGCUCUUAUCCAUGCUUAUUCGGUUAGUGGCUGGCAUGAGAAAGCUUAUUCUGCAUUUGAGAACAUGCAAAGGGAAGGAAUAAAACCUUCAAUAGAAACAUAUACUACUUUACUAGAUGCAUUUAGGCGUGCUGGUGACACACAGACAUUGAUGAAGAUAUGGAAAUUGAUGAUCAGUGAGAAAGUUGAAGGGACUCGGGUAACAUUCAACAUUCUUCUUGAUGGAUUUGCUAAGCAAGGUCACUACAUUGAAGCAAGGGAUGUGGUCUCUGAAUUUGGAAAGAUAGGCUUACAUCCAACUGUCAUGACAUUUAAUAUGUUGAUGAAUGCAUAUGCACGAGGAGGGCAACACUCAAAGUUGCCGCAACUGUUAAAUGAGAUGGCAGCUCUGAAUCUAAAACCUGAUUCUGUCACUUAUUCAACAAUGAUCUAUGCCUUUGUUCGUGUCCGUGAUUUCAAGAGGGCAUUCUUCUACCACAAAAGGAUGGUAAAAAGUGGACAAGUGCCAGAUGCCAAGUCUUAUCAGAAGCUUAGGGCAAUUUUGGAUGUAAAAGCUGCAGUUAAGAACAGGAAGGACAAGAGUGCCAUACUUGGUAUAAUUAAUAGCCAAAAGGGUUUGUUGAAAGCUAAGAAGAAGGGAAAGAAAGAUGAGUUCUGGAAGAACAAGAAAAAAGGUGUUAGAACUCAUAGUUUUGCUCAUGGUGGACAAUGAUGAUGCUAUCGGUGGAGUCCUGUGAUCACCAUAAAAUCAUUUUCACACACAGGCUCUCUGUAUGGUUGAGCUAUCUUCACUGUGUCAGUUAAUGGCUUCUCCUGAGGGUUUGCUUCAAAUAGAAUAGAAUAGUGGGGAAAAAAAUACUGAUGGCUGACUCCAAUAAGUCUGUUGAGGAUCCAUUGCUGACCCCAAAAAUUUUGAGACUAAAACUUGGUUGUUGUUAAAUGAGAUAUUUCUUUCAUACAAGAGAUUGCUACUGUUGGGAAAGGCCUAGUCCUGCUAUCAUUCUUAUAAUGGAAGCCUUCACAGAACAGUACUCAUACAGAGACAUUGUUUGCAGUGGAUGCAUGCCAUGCCAAGUGAUGAACUGGGUAAUUUUCUUGAUCCAUGCCUUAUUUAUAUUGAAAGCUAUUCUUUUUCCUUGUUGAGUGAAUCCCUUGUGUAAAAUCAUGUUGUCAUAUUAUACGAACAAGUAAAGUAUAUGAAAUAUUGAAGUGCAACUUUUCCCAUUUG